CUUAAUUUGCUUCUGCUUUCAGAUUUACAAAUUUAAGAUGUCAAAACAAUUUUUCCAAUGGACUUACCUUUUGGCAACGAACUACCACAGAUCGAUAUACUCAUAGUGGGCGCGGGUCUGUCGGGCCUUACUUCAGCAGUUAAAAUAUUGUCCAAGGAGCAUUCGCUGAAUGUGAAAAUCAUUGAUGAGAACAGCAAGCCCGGCGGGCAGCUGCGCGGAAAGGGAACAUGUUUUGUGAGCAAGGAGCAGAAGGAGCUGAUUGCCUUCCUCACGCAACUGAAUGUGGCACUGUUCCAGCAUGAUCCACACGAACGGACGCUGAGUCGCUGCUGGGAGCUGGACCGCGGCCUGACCUCAGUUCCGGCCAAGUUUGAGCUCUGGCGCUAUAUCAAUAUGUUGGACAUGCGUAUGAAGAAGUUUAGCUCCGUGCGUUAUGAGUUCCGCGAGCGAAUACCAACCAUGGAGCGGCACAUAAUCACCAACUUGUUUUUCAACCUGUCCCGCGAUUUCAUGUAUCAGCUGGUGCAUUUGGCCUCCGGGAUGCAAGCCAGCGAUAUUAACUACGAUGAAUUCAUGUGUCUGUGCAGCACAUCGGGUGGACUGAAUGUGUUAAUCGAUCUCUUGCUGGCCAUGCCGGAGUCCAUCAUGAGCUUGUCCUGCGGAAAACUACUUGAGACACUGCGCGAAAAGUUGAAGUUCACUGAGAUCCUUAACAAUGUGAAAGCUGUAAAGGUGGAACACUUUAAGAACUAUGUUCAGGUGACAGAUUCACAUGGCAAGAAGCACAAGGCAGAAGCUGUUAUCCUGGCCAUACCCUGGGACAAGGUGAACAAGCUGCAGUUCGAGCCUCAGAUGCCCAGACAGUUUCGCAUACCCUCCAGGCGCACAAAGAAAUCCAAGAGUAUGAUAACCCAAUACUCUAUGCGCUACAACAAACCCGUUUGGAUCAGCCAAGGCUAUUCGGGUCAGUUUUUAAGCAUUCGGCCCUUGGUGGUGGGCUACGAGCUCAAUUCGAACGAAUACUGCGGCUACAUGCUGCACACCGUGGAGGAGGCGGACAGCGUACAGAGCACUGUGCUUGAUCUGCUGGCGGCGCAGUUUGGCGAGGAAAUGCUCGAUCCUGUGCACUACAAACAGGAGACCUGUGAGCUAAAUACGGCGAUACACAAGCCGCAGAUAAAGCCCUGGCAUCGGGUCAUCUGGUCCAGUUCGGCUGCAGCUGCCACCAGAGAUCGGAAUCUAAUGGCCGGUGCCGUCGAGAGCGGCGUACGGGCGGCCAUUAAUGCGCUCUUUGUAAUCCGGCCACAGGUGGUUUGCUGGCGGGAUCUCCAGGAUGUGCAGGAUAAGAAUCGAUAUGCCGGCCCCAGUCCCGGCUAUUUUGCUGGUCUGCUUAGCCGGCUCAAUCUAUAUAACAUCACCUUCUAUGGCGUCUUUGUGAUUGGUCUAAUCUGUUUGCUCAAUUUCGGCUAUGGCUCCCUCGGGUAAACCUAGCUAGGUUCACUUUGCUGCUCAAGUGCUCGCCCAAUUACUUUGACAUUGCAAAUAUCAGGGGGCACUUCCAUACACCUAGUCGAAUCAUAGACCCACUCGGGCACUCGCUCAAUUAUUUAGCUAGCCGUAAUCCCAUUUCUCGAGCUAAUCAUUUAAUUCAACUCGGCUUGGUCCAGAUUUGGAGUGAAUUCCACAUCUUAUAUUUAUUCUUUUUUGCAUAAUUCUAAGUCCGUCUUGCGGGUAAUCAUUCACUUAAGCGCCAACGCCAUCCAUGCCAUCCACGCCACCCACGCCAGGCCAGCAAAUUGGGAUUCAUAAAUUUCAAUCAGUCACCAAGUAGCUCUCCGGGCUCUUAGGGAUGAGAUAUACGCUCCAGAUAUACCUGUUGUAUUGAGUUACGAAAGUCUAAAGAUAAUCGUAAAUCUCGGUAGUAACUAAAUUUGUUGUGUAAAUAUAAAUUAAAUGUUAA
Messenger RNA from Drosophila novamexicana, 1960 nucleotides. It is a transcript of the gene shps, whose product is annotated as putative flavin-containing monoamine oxidase AofH. The transcript is spliced from 3 exons. NCBI's taxonomy places the organism in Eukaryota, Metazoa, Arthropoda, Insecta, Diptera, Drosophilidae. The record is from RefSeq and is a predicted model, not a curated record. The coding region runs from base 58 to 1485 and encodes 475 amino acids. Gene Ontology annotation, molecular function: oxidoreductase activity.